Messenger RNA from Aspergillus costaricaensis CBS 115574, 318 nucleotides. RefSeq lists its product as uncharacterized. Bases 1 to 318 code for a protein of 105 amino acids. The transcript has a single exon. The record is from RefSeq and is a predicted model, not a curated record. NCBI's taxonomy places the organism in Eukaryota, Fungi, Ascomycota, Eurotiomycetes, Eurotiales, Aspergillaceae.
AUGUCCACUAGUUUUAUAUCAUUCCCACCCAUACAACUAUCCAUCCAAGACUCUCAAAAACCCACAAGAACGAAAGAUUCAACAAUUGACCUCCUCGCCGAGCUCGAAAUCCUAGCUGUUACAAUUAACAACGAAGACAACGACAUCAUCCUCGAAACUGCCUCUACCAACCAGUACUACAAACACACAACCCAUCCCCUCACAAUCCUCCACCCUAGGGACAAGAACUCAACCUUCCUCGUCAAGCUCGAAGGACUUUUAAGCACCCCAUCUCAAGUCCUAAGGGCUAUCCAAGUCUCCCACAAUCCCCAUACUUAA